This is a messenger RNA of Linum trigynum, 3686 nucleotides long. NCBI's taxonomy places the organism in Eukaryota, Viridiplantae, Streptophyta, Magnoliopsida, Malpighiales, Linaceae. The record is from the annotation of a GenBank genome assembly.
CGCAGAGGGGGGGGGGGGGGGUAGGCAUCAUACCACCACCCCCAGGACGUGGCAAAGGGGUGGACAUCAUACCGCCACCCCAUGACAUGGUGAUGGGGGUGAUUGCCGAAUUUGGCUAAGGCAAGAAGUAUGGGAGCCACCCCCAGGACAUGCCAAGGGGGGUGGCCACCAUCAUACCACCCCCAGGACGUGGUGAGGGGGUGAUGGCCGAAUUUGGCUAAGGCAAUGAGUAUGGUAGCCACCCCCAGGAGGUACCAAGGGGGUGGCCACCAUCAUACCACCCCCCAAGACGUGGCAAGGGGGAUGGACAUCAUACCACCACCCCCAGGAGGUACCAAGGGGGGUGGCCAUCAUCAUACCACCCCCAGGAGGUACUAAGGGGGGUGGCCACCAUACUACCAGCUCCCAUGAGGAUGAUAUAGUGGUGGGGUGAUCCAUAUGACCCCAUGGGGGAUGCCCCCAAUGGUAUGGUGAGAGGGACCACCAACGUACCACCCCCAUGGUAUGAUCAGGGGGUGGGGGGUCACCAACGCCGGCUCUCAUGAGGAUGAUAUAGUGUUGGGGUGAUCCAUAUGACCCCAUGGGGGAUGCCCCCAAUGGUAUGGUGAGAGGGACCACCAACGUACCACCCCCAUGGUAUGAUCAGGGGGUGGGGGGUCACCAACGUCGGCUCCUAUGAGGAUGAUAUAGUGGCGGGGUGAUUCAUAUGACCCCCAUUGAGGAUGCCCAAUGGUAUGGUGAGGGGGUCACCAAUGUACACCCCCAUGGUAUGGCCAAAGCAAGGCGGUCAUGUGAACAUGUGGUCUCUUUACUCUACUAAUGGUGAAGUACUUUUUUGCCAUUUUUAACUCAUGUUAUUCAAAUACCCACCCAUAUGUGGUAAGUGGUAUUUCUUUAUGCCUUAGCCAUUUUUACUCUAUGGAUAAGCAAAACUACGAAGGAGAUGCCAAGAGUAGAGGUUGAGGUCUCAAGAGGAGGAAGUCAAGACUGAAGAGGAUCCCACAUCCAACACCAGGGUAACCGUCAUAGCAGUUGAGUGGGUAACCAUCACUCCACGUCAGCACAGCAGUUUCUUGGGGAAGUUACUUCUGGUGGCUAUAAAUAGGAGGUGAAGAUGACAGAGAAAAGGUUCGCUAAAAUCACACCAGACAACACAAUGUCAAAUUUUAUCCUUUUAUCUUUACCUUUUCCUCUGCAAAUGUAGUCAUAGCCAUAGUCGUAGUUUCGGAGCUCUCACUGAACCUCCAUAGGAGUAGAGUUAAUGUAAUUUAGUUUGCCUCGUAGAUCAUCAAGAACAUCGAACACCCUUGUUUGAACUUUGUUCAAAGAGGUGUGGACCGUGUUUGUUAAUCGUUUGUUUGGAAGUCAAAGGUGCAAAUCAAAUUGUGUUCAUCUAGAUUUUCUCGUCGGGAAAACAAUAUCCAAAACCACAUUACCUAGUUUGUACUUAAAAGCCAAUAAUACAACCAAUAUUCGACAGCUCAGGUCACGAAGGGAAGAUACCGGUCUCUCAUCUUGCGCAUUCAGAAGAAGAUGGCGCCGUGGAAGGCAAAACGGCUGUCCUUUGCCGCUCGUCUUACUGUGGCCAGAUCGGUAGCUGCUUCUUUACCCGUCUAUACUAUGCAUACAGAAUUAAUCCCGAGUGGUGUUUGCAGGAGCAUUGAUAAAAUCAGUAGAGAUUUUAUUUGGGGAGACGAGGAUAAUCACUCCAAGUUUCAUCUGGUGGCUUGGGAAAGAUUGACGAAGCCCAAGGCGCAAGGGGGAGUGGGAAUUCGACCGACCCGGCAGGCUAAUCUGGCCAUGCUUGCCAAGGGAGGGUGGCGGCUUCUCAGGGAUAAGGAGAGCAUCUGGCGGCAGCUCCUCCUCUCGAAGUAUGGGGGUCAGAGAGCCGAUCUUGAUAUUCUGCGAAAAGUUCAGGGAAGUUCCUUCACCUGGAGUAGCUUCUCUAAAGCUGCUGACCUUCUUAAGCAAGGCUGCGCGUGGAAUAUUAGGAAUGGGAGAAGAACUAAAUUUUGGUCUGACCCGUGGGUUUUGCAGGUGCCCUUGAAGGAGUUGGUGAUUGGAGAUGUACCGGAAAAUGCAAGUGAGGCAGUGGUUGCCGAUUUUGUUGAAGCGGACGGCAGCUGGCGUGUUGAGCUUCUCUCGGGGCGCCUUCCACCCGAAGUUAUCAGCAAGAUUACGAGCACGGCGGUAGACACUAUAUCUCAAGAGGAGGAUUCUCUUUUCUGGGGCCCAGCAGCAGAUGGUCGUUUCUCCACUAAAUCAGCUUAUGCUCUCCUCACGAAGCAAGACCAGCAGGAAACUGACGGUGUCUGGAAGGAGAUUUGGCGACUGCCAGUGCCUGAGCGUGUCAGGUGUUUCAUUUGGCUGGCGAUCCAAGGCAAGAUAGCCACGAACGUGCUGCGUUUCCAGAGGAAGGUAGCAGAGUCGCCAUGCUGUCAAAGGUGUACGGAGCAGCCGGAGACAGUGCUUCAUAUUCUUCGAGAUUGCGCCCCUGCGGCGUAUUUUUGGUGCCUCCAUGUCCCCCAGCAGAAGCAGCACGAGUUCUUCAGUGACAGUCAUGAAGGCUGGUUUCGUAAGAAUAUCAUGAGUAAGGAGGCCAGUAGUACGGGAAUCGAGUGGUCGGGUUUCUUUAGCAUGGCCUCUUGGUUGCUAUGGAAGAAUCGCACCACGGCAUCCUUUAAAGGGAUGAGUGCAGCUCUUUCAUCUUCUUCGCUGGCGCAUUCGAUCGUUACUAAGGCCAAACUUUGGAGUGACUCUUGGCAUGCCCCGGAGCUGUUUCUAAAUCACAAGAGGAAUCCGGUGGAGCGAGUCGCGGCAGCGGUUGGUUGGACACCGCUAUUGGAGGGCUGGGUCCUGCUUAAUACUGAUGGAGCGUCGAAUGGUAACCCGGGCCCAGCCGGAGCCGGGGGGAUAGUUCGGGACUCGAUGGGCAAUUGGCUGGGAGGCGUCGUUGCUAGCCUCGGAUCUGCAACGACUGUUUUAGCGGAAUUAUGGGCCAUUUGUUAUGGACUGGAUUUGGUUUGGAACCUCGGCUUUCGAGUAGUAAAGGUUGCCACAGAUUCCCAGCUGGCUAUUCAGCUGAUUCAGGAGAGACAUGAUCCCAUCCAUCCUUAUGCCACGCUUCUGAAUCUCAUUCGGAGAAAGAUUGGUCAGGAUUGGUUGGUUAGCCUGUCUCAUACGUACAGGGAAGGGAAUAGAACCGCGGACUGGCUCUCGAAGCACAGUCUCGUCUAUCCCUACGGUAAGUAUGAGUUGGCUGACCCUCCAUCAGGUUUGAUUCAUGUGCUGCAGGAUGAUGCUAGAGGUGUCACGUUUGAGCGCCAUGUAGUAGCGAACUCUUCUUCCCUCAUCUAAUCUCCUCCUGUAACUUUGCUCUUUCUUGGCGUUAGCCUCCUUUUUAUGCAAAAAAAUAAAAUAAAAAAGAGUAUCAUAGACGAAUAAACUUUUGGUUUUGAAUUACCAUAAUUCUACAUACACGUUAAUUGGGCUCAUGAGUAUUAAUGAAGAGGCAGCACAGCAAGCUAGCAGCUAGGUAAUUUGAGGACAGCGGCGGAUCCAGGGGGUGGCCACCCCGGGCCCCGGCCCAGCCUUUCUCUGGAUCCAUAGUUAGUAUAGGCCUUAUGAAUUUUUCGAUUUUAGAUAUUCGUAUCGUUAUUAAUUUAAAAUAAGAUUGGGUAUAAUUA